AAGAUGUGAUCCCACCCUUAUACAGUUUUACAACUUUUCAGCUUCACAUUCACAACAACAAUAUCAGUGUACAGUCUGCAAGCCGUGCUAUAAUCUUGUUAUCAAAGUACAGUGCCAGUGAAAUAACAAUAACCAAGAGAAGCAAUGUCGCUCGCUAAGGACCUAAUGCACCCUACUUUGGAGGCUGAGAGGCAAAGACACAAGAAGAAGAGGUUGGUUCAGAGUCCCAACUCCUACUUCAUGGAUGUAAAAUGCCCAGGCUGCUACAGGAUCACCACAGUGUUCAGUCAUGCCCAGAGAGUGGUGCCCUGUGGCGGUUGCUCCUUCGUCCUGUGCCAGCCCAGAGGGGGGAAAUGUCGCCUCACUGAGGGCUGCUCGUUCAGAAGAAAGCAACACUGAGGGAGAUUACAGUAGUGAGCUGUCAACUCUGAUAGUCGUGAAAGGUGGACCAUGGAUGAUUCCGACUCUUCAGUCUUAAUUUUAGCAUACAUUAUAUUGAUUGGAAUGGGUAUAUUUAGCUGAGCUGAUUGACAGUGCUUUGACCUUAUUGUGAUGUCUGUCUUUCAUGCAAAAUACAAGCAGAGUCAUAUGUUCAGCUACAAUAUUAUGUCUUCCUUUCAUAUUGAAUAGGAAUAAUAUGAUAUAAUAUAAGUUGAAAUAGUCUGCCUCUGUAUGUUUAUGAAAUUUAUAUUUUUCUUAGUAAAUAAUACAAUAAAUAAUCGCUUAAGCCAGGUUACUUUGUUUUGUAAAAAUUUAUUAGAUUGAAAGUGGGAAAGGUGAAUGAAACAUUUCAACACAGACUCAGUCAAAUGUGAAGCUUUUUUCAAGGGCAAAGGACGAGAAGCCAUGAUCACCUUCACAGACAACAAUAAAAACAUUUGAGGGUU
This is a messenger RNA of Coregonus clupeaformis (lake whitefish), 887 nucleotides long. RefSeq names its product 40S ribosomal protein S27-like. Gene Ontology annotation, cellular component: ribosome; cytosolic small ribosomal subunit. The transcript is spliced from 4 exons. Bases 145 to 399 code for a protein of 84 amino acids. NCBI's taxonomy places the organism in Eukaryota, Metazoa, Chordata, Actinopteri, Salmoniformes, Salmonidae. Gene Ontology annotation, biological process: translation; ribosomal small subunit assembly. Gene Ontology annotation, molecular function: structural constituent of ribosome; RNA binding. The record is from RefSeq and is a predicted model, not a curated record.